AUGGCAUCCCACAACCGUUUUCUCGGCCGCUUGCUCUGGCUUCUUGCUCUUGUCGGCUUUGCCCUCGCUCAACCUCCUCAUCCUCGUAUGAAGACGCCUAACCCUCCCGGCUUGAAGUUCCUUUAUUCCAUGAACUGCACCUUGGCGACGCCGAUCCAAGUGGGCGCCGGCCCUUAUGGCACACGCACGGUGAUUCCUAUCGUGGGAGGAACCUUCUCCGGUCCGCAGCUGAAUGGCACGGUUCUAAACCUCGGUGCCGACUGGGGUCUCAUCGAUUCUCAAGGUGUCUUCUCAGCCGAUACUCGGUACCAGUUGCAGACGAACGACGGCGCGAACAUCUUUAUUCGCACCAGCGGCCCUGCCCAGUCGGACGGCACUAUUCACCUCCGUAUGCAGUUCGAGACUGGCAGCUCUCAGUACUGGUGGCUGAACAAUAUCAUCGCGGUCGGCAUCUUGAAGGCUGGUAAUGGUUAUGUGGCGAUUGAUGCUUGGCAGCUGGAGAGCCCGAAGCCUGGAAACUAG
This is a messenger RNA of Thermochaetoides thermophila DSM 1495, 522 nucleotides long. RefSeq lists its product as uncharacterized. The transcript is spliced from 2 exons. The coding region runs from base 1 to 522 and encodes 173 amino acids. Lineage: Eukaryota; Fungi; Ascomycota; Sordariomycetes; Sordariales; Chaetomiaceae. The record is from RefSeq and is a predicted model, not a curated record.